Molecule: messenger RNA, 5991 nt
Organism: Tachyglossus aculeatus (Australian echidna)
Lineage: Eukaryota; Metazoa; Chordata; Mammalia; Monotremata; Tachyglossidae
Gene: CNTNAP5
Product: contactin associated protein family member 5
Source: RefSeq, a predicted model, not a curated record
GAGGGAGGAGCAGCAGAAGGGCAGCAGUAGCUGCUGCUGCUGGAGGAGGAGGAGCAGGUGGACAGGGAGAAAGGAUCCCUCCCCCCUUUUGAGCCGGGGUGUCCGCGGGAUGGAGAGGGACAGCCAGUGACGGGCGCGCAGAGGAAGGGACAGGUGGAUGGGGGAGGGAAAAGGGGGGACCAAGAGAGAGACACCCUUGGCAUCUGUGGCCAUCCCGGAUUAGGCCCAGAGGGAACGCUCCGGAGAAGAUGGAUUCGGUCCCCAAGGUGGUGGCCAGUGUUUUGACUUUGCUGUUCUCCAGUCUCUACCACCCAGGAUGGGCAGCGACCAAUUAUAAUUGUGAUGACCCAUUGUCAUCCCCACUGGCUCCAACAGCAUUUUCCAGUUCUUCAACAACCCCCAGUCCUCACAAUCCCACCUUUGCAAAGCUCAACAGCAGGGAUGGAGCCGGUGGUUGGUCUCCAGCGCGUUCCGAUGGUCAGCAAUGGCUUCAGGUGGAUCUCGGAAACAGGGUGGAGAUUACUGCGGUUGCCACUCAAGGAAGGUAUGGGAGCUCGGACUGGGUCACAAGAUACAAUCUCAUGUUCAGUGACACGGGUCACAACUGGAAGCAAUUCAAGCAAGAAGACAUCGUCUGGCCGUUCACAGGAAAUACCAAUGCUGACAGCAUCGUGCCCCAUAAACUCCAGCACUCCGCGAAGGCGAGAUUCCUACGGUUUGUUCCUCUGGAAUGGAAUCUGAAUGGGAAGAUAGGCAUGAGAAUAGAGGUCUAUGGAUGCUCCUACAAAUCCGACAUCGCCAGUUUGGAUGGCCGAAGCUCCCUCCUCUACAGGUUCAAUCAGAAACUGAUGAGCACUUUCAAAGAUGUGAUUUCACUCAAGUUCAAGAGCAUGCAGGGGGAUGGAGUCUUGUUCCACGGAGAAGGACAGCGUGGUGACUUCAUUACCUUGGAGCUGCGGAAAGGGAAACUCUCCUUUCACAUUAACUUGGGUGACGGCAGGCUACGAUUCAGCAGCAGUCCCACCACAGCCACCCUGGGCAGCCUUCUGGACGACGAGCACUGGCACUCUGUUCUCAUCGAGCGUUUCAACAAGCAGGUGAACUUCACAGUGGACAAGCACACGCAGCACUUCCGGGUCAAAGGCGAUGCCGAUCACUUGGACAUCGAUUACGAGCUCAGUUUUGGAGGGAUUCCAGUUCCAGGGAAACCAGGAACCUUUCUGAAGAAAAACUUUCACGGAUGCAUCGAAAACCUGUACUACAAUGGAGUGAAUAUCAUUGACUUGGCAAAAAGACGCAAGCCUCAAAUCUAUACUGUGGGCAACGUGACCUUUUCCUGCUCAGAACCGCAGAUUGUUCCCAUCACAUUCGUCGGCUCCAGCAGCGGUUAUUUGUUGCUCCCCGGAACUCCGCAAAUCGAUGGCCUGUCCGUCAGUUUCCAGUUUCGAACCUGGAACAAAGAUGGUCUGCUCCUGUCCACCGAGCUGUCUGAGGACACGGGCAUCUUGCUGCUCUACUUAGAGGCUGGGACAUUAAAGCUCGUUAUCCGGAAAGCGACCGAGAGCUCCGUUGAGAUGCACACAGGCACCAACCUCAGUGAUGGCCUGUGGCAUUCAGUGAACAUCAACGCCAGAAGAAAUCGAAUUACCCUGACACUGGAUAAUGACGCAGCCUCAGCCGUUCAUGAAACAAGCCUGGUGCUGAUAUAUUCAGGAAACAGCUAUUAUUUCGGAGGAUGCCCUGAGAAUGUCACCGAUUGUCCGUGUUUCAAUCCCACGAAAGCUUUCCAAGGCUGUAUGAAGCUCAUCUUUAUUGAUAACCAGCCCAAGGAUCUUCUUUUAGUCCAGCAAGGUUCCUUGGGGAACUUUAGCAAUUUACUCAUCGAUCUGUGUAGCAUCAAAGACAGGUGCUUGCCGAACUACUGUGAACACGAAGGAACGUGCACUCAAUCUUGCUCUGCUUUUUACUGCAACUGUAGCCAGACGGCUUACGUGGGAGCCACAUGCCACAACUCUAUCUAUGAACAAUCCUGUGAAGCCUACAGACACAAAGGAAAUCCAUCAGGUUUUUUCCAGGUGGACUUGGAUGGAAGUGGGCCUCUCAGACCAAUGCAUGUUUACUGCAAUAUAACAGAGGAUACUAUUUGGACCACUGUGCAGCACAACAACACAGAGCUCACGAGAGUCCGAGGGGCUAAUCCCGAGAAGCCGUACACCAUGUCCUUCAACUACAGCACCAGCACGGAACAGCUGGAGGCCCUGAUAAACGGCGCAGAAUAUUGUGAGCAGGAGGUUACCUACCACUGCAAAAAGUCACGUCUGCUCAACACCCCGAAUGGAACGCCAUUCACAUGGUGGGUUGGUCGAGCGAAUGAGAGACAUCCUUAUUGGGGUGGAUCUCUUCCCGGAGUUCAGCAGUGCGCAUGUGGAUUGGAAGAAAGUUGCCUGGACAUUCAACACUUCUGCAAUUGUGAUGCCGAUAAAGAAGAAUGGGCAAAUGAUACUGGCCUCCUUUCCUUCAAAGACCAUUUGCCUGUCACUCAGAUAGUUAUCACUGAUACGAAUAGAUCCAACUCAGAAGCUGCUUGGAGAAUUGGUCCCCUGCGUUGCUAUGGAGACAGACAUUAUUGGAAUGCUGCCUCUUUCAACACAGAAGCCUCGUAUCUUCAUUUCCCCACCUUCCAUGCGGAAUUCAGUGCUGAUAUUUCCUUCUUCUUCAAAACAACGGCCCUGUCCGGCAUCCUCUUGGAAAACCUCGGAAUUAAAGACUUCAUUCGACUUGAGAUAAGCACUCCCGCGGAAGUCACCUUCGCCUUCGACGUCGGAGAUGGUCCUUUGGAGGUCACCGUGAGAUCUCCGUCCCCUCUGAAUGACAACCAGUGGCACUUCGUCAGAGCCGAGAGAAAUCUCAAGCUGUCUUCGCUUCAAGUGGACAGCCUCCCGAGGAAGACGGUGGAGACGUCUGCUGAAGGGCAUUUCCGCUUGCAGCUGAACAGUCCCUUAUUUGUAGGAGGCACAGUAUCCAGGCAGAAGGGUUUUCUAGGGUGCAUCCGCUCUUUACGCUUAAAUGGGCAGAAGCUCGACCUGGAAGAGAGGGCGAAGGUGACGGCGGGAGUCAGGCCUGGAUGUCCGGGACACUGCAGCACUUACAGCACCUCCUGUCACAACGGGGGGAAGUGUGUGGAGAAGAACAAUGGCUACUUCUGCGACUGCACCAACUCUCCCUAUGAAGGGCCCUUCUGCAGGAAAGAGGUUUCUGCAGUGUUUGAAGCUGGGACUUCAGUGACUUAUGUCUUUCAAGAGCCUUACCCUGUGACGAAGAACUCUAGCAUUUCUUCCUCAGCCAUUUACACCGACGCUGUUCCAUCUAAGGAAAACAUUGCAUUGACGUUUCUGACAGCACAGACUCCAGGUCUCCUCCUCUAUAUCAACUCCUAUUUGCAAGAUUUCUUGGCUGUGAUCCUCCUUAAGAAUGGAAGCUUACAGGUCCGAUACAAGCUGAAUAAAGAAGAGCCCCAUGUGUUCACCAUUGAUGCAGAAAACUUUGCCAACAGGCAAAUACACCAUGUGAAGAUAAACCGAGAGGGGAAGAAACUAACGAUUCAGGUUGACCAGUUUCAUAAAGUCAGGCACAACUUCUCUUCGGACGUGGACUUUAAGGCUGUCAAGUCACUCACUUUAGGCAAGGUCACAGACAGCCUGGGAUUAGACUCCGAGGUUUCCAGAGCAAACUCGGUUGGCUUUGUGGGGUGCUUGUCCUCCGUGCAGUAUAAUCAUGUAUCUCCGCUGAAAGCCGCCCUGCGUCACCCCACUACUGCGCCUGUGACGGUCAAGGGCACCUUGUCUGAAUCCAGCUGUGGAAGCCUCACUGAAGCCGAUGUCAAUACAGUAACCACAAUCUACUCCUCGUCAGAUCCUUUUGGGAAGACAGAUGAGAGGGAACCACUCACCAACGCAAUCCGAAGCGACUCGGCUGUCAUUGGAGGUGUAAUAGCAGUGGUGAUAUUCAUCAUCUUCUGUAUUGUUGGCAUCAUGACCAGAUUCCUUUACCAACACAAACAGACCCAUCGAACUAACCAGGCAAAGGAGAAAGAAUACCCAGAGAACUUGGACAAUUCAUUUAAACAUGACAUUGACCUGCAGAACACAGUAAGCGAGUGUAAGCGGGAAUAUUUCAUCUGACGGACAUCAGGGUUCCCUUUAGCUGUUCUUUGUUUUUUUUUUUUUUGUUUUUUUUGGUUUGUUUUAUGACUGUUCUCCUUGGAAGAAAAACACCCCUCAGGGGAGACACAGGCAACAGUGGCACUGCCUCCUUUGCUGCACAAACCUGUCAAAUGACGUCUACAUCCAGAUUACCUGCUACACUACUUUAGAUUGAAUAAGAGCCACAUAUGUGCAUGGUUGCCAAUGAGUUUUCAUUUUGUCCACGGUUUCUCGAGUGUUGCGUUAUUUUCCAGAGCCUUUUAAUCUCAGAGAUUUGCUGCCGACUUGAGCUAGGUGAUUUAGAGGUAAAACUGUCGAUUGGUGACAUCUCGGACAUUAGGAUGGAGAGACCAGAUUCCAGAGUUGCUGAUUCAUGUCAAGGUGACUUUACAAUGGUUAAGAGAGAUUUUGUUUCUCACUUUCCACAUUCUGAUCAGUCCCCCGUCAUAACAGCCCCUUUGUAACUUUUAGGUUCUGAGCAUUUUCAAAUUCAGGAUUGCUGAUAGUAGCAAGGGGUACAAAAGAAAUACUUUUUUCCUCUUGCACCACCAUAUUGCAGGAUUGACCAUUUAGAACAACAUUCGGGAGCAAACAUCAUCUAGGGAAAGCUUGGAAGAGAUUUGCCUGAGACUCAUGGGUAAGAGGAGGCUGCUAGGAAUUAGAUGCUGUCACCCUCACUGAUGACUCAUCCUAUUUUGUAUGCAAUAUUCAAUCUAAAAAUAUUAUGUUACUGCCCAUCAUUAAUUUACCAAGGGUCAAAAAAUGUGAGUUUCUAUGAUUAAAUGAAACCCAAAUAUAGAACUCAGACACUCUUUAGUACCAUUAAAGGGAUGAAAUCCUAUUGACUAGAAAACAUGCUCUGACAGAAUGGAAGGGGAUUAUCAUAUGCAUUAGGUGAUCUCCGUCAUCUCUCCACCUGUGACUGUGUAGAAAGAAAGUAGAAGUGCCAGCUUCAUCCCUUAACACUCCCUCAACUUUCCAAAUGCUUUCCCAGUGAAGUCAUUUGGGACCAAGGACUCACACAGCUUCGGACUCCUACCCUAGCUGAUUCCACCUCCUCUGAUGAAUACUUGAGCAGAGACUCAAAUCAUAUUUGAGAACCCCCAGGAAGAGUCGGCAAAGCCUGAAGGAUUUGCCCCCCGACACCUGGAGGGUUUGAAUCCCUUAAAUAAUUUGGAGCGAGUGUUCCUCACAUGCCUACCUCUCCUGUCAGUUCUCUUGACUAGGUUCAGUAAGCUGAACCACUCUAGACUGAAAACUGGCCUUCAUCCCCUGAUUAUUUUAGGGAAACUAAUGGAAGAAAGAGAGCAAUGCCAAUAUAACAGUCCCCAGCUGAGGAUGGGUCUGCUGAUCUAUUUAUGAGACAGCGUAGAUUUUGCAAAUAAUUACCACCUGGCUAUUUCCAAGGCCUGACAGCGAACAGACAUCUCAUCAUGUUCACAGCUUUUGUAUUGCAUCUGAGUAUUUAACGCUAUGUUUGCAUGACAUGAAUUUACAGCAGUGGCCUCAUUAGUUCUAUUCCAACUCUAUUCCCUCCUCAUCAUCUAGAGAUAGGAAUCGCAGGGAAACCAUCCCUUCUUACAGAUGAAGCUGCGCUGCUUUUGGAUGCUCUGUCAAAAGCCCACAGACCCAGAUGGUUCAUUUUCCAAUUUCUACAGAAUCCUCCUCCAUUUUCUUCAUUAUUUUAAAAAUGCUCUGGCCCAGUAAAUACAUUUGAAAGGGUCCUAAUAAGAUAAAAUUGCUGGCUCCUAGAAUACUUAAUUGCCUUUAAUAAGUAAGAAGAUUGCUU